Exophiala dermatitidis NIH/UT8656 is the source of this 1318-nucleotide messenger RNA. RefSeq lists its product as uncharacterized. The record is from RefSeq and is a predicted model, not a curated record. Bases 438 to 1043 code for a protein of 201 amino acids. Lineage: Eukaryota; Fungi; Ascomycota; Eurotiomycetes; Chaetothyriales; Herpotrichiellaceae. The transcript has a single exon.
GUCGAAUUGGAAAACCCAAUUGACUUUCGAUAAGCUCGUUAUUCUCCAGCGAUGCUGAUCUGCAAGGCUUGGUUGGGAUUCGUACGGUUAAAUGCUGACUACGGGGUGCUUAGGGAACUUUUGAGGAAUUCGAUCUGUUUGCCCAGGAGAAUGUUGGCAGUCAUACCGAAACCGAGUGGCGCAAUUGUCAUACUCGCGAGUCACGCCUUGUUUUAAGGCCUAUACGCUGUGUGAACACUCUAGAAAGACAAUGCCACCCCUCAGUCCCUUCACCGACAAUUUGAACAAGACCAAAACUACCUAGGGAUUCCCAGGUACCGGUAGUAAUCUUUCAAGCUGGGGGAAGCAGUCCAAAUUUCACGCUCCUCCAGCAGAGAGAUCCACACCAUGCCAACAAUGGCAGCGGCAUUAGCACCGGCGCCUCUCUCGAGACCACAAUGCCGCCUUGGGACCAAACACAUCCACUCCUUGACCAAAAUGACAUUGUACGGCGCACCUCCUUCGUUGCCACUGCCUGCUUCAUGAUGAGCCUUGUGCACCUCGGCAAGAAGCCGAUUAUACACAUUGACGAGAUGAGCCACAUCUGCAUUUUCAGGCAGCCGCAGGACGAAAUGCUGAUGAGGGACAUUCUCAAUAUCGCUGGUGAUGUCAACUUUCGACCUUGCUUUGUUGGGGAAGAGCUCGAAUCCCAGCUCCUGUUGACCAGGGUACUCCCACAGUUGCAUGUGCUUGUGGCCCUGGCUGGAACCCGCGUCGUAGCCGCAAUUAUAGAUCAUCAUGUACGGCCGCGACAGGCUAGAGUGACGAAGAAAUGCCCACGCCGCCGCCAGAUCGGCGCCGUCCAGUCCGUCGGACUGUGGCACGAACUGCUUCGUGAUAAGGAGCAAGCUGGGCCGGUAAACGCAGUACUUGUUCAGCAUGAGCAGAUGCUCUGGGCCGACCGGGGACAGCACGAAACUUGGAUCUGGAUUCAAGAAUGGGUUCCGUCCUGUACCUGUCUUGCGCUCCGGUGCAUCUGGUGGGAUUAUCGGUUUGCGGCGUAGAUGUGGCACGUACCGGAUUUCGGCCUGUAGAUGUUGUCAGCCAAAGCUAUGCUGGUGAGUCUGCUUGUCGUCUUGAAAGUGGAAGGGCGAACAGUUCAUGGAGCGAUGGAGGAAAUGGGGUAGAGGAGAUCAAGACGCCUUUGUAGCCGUGUGAUAUGACUUGUGCUCUGAUGAGGAACGAGUGGUUGGUUGAUUCGUGUUCGUACCUUGAAUCCCCGGUCUUCGACCACUUCGGCUGUCGAUGGCUCCCAGAUGAGCUCUCCCUUCUCCACUAG